Molecule: messenger RNA, 1309 nt
Organism: Silurus meridionalis
Lineage: Eukaryota; Metazoa; Chordata; Actinopteri; Siluriformes; Siluridae
Gene: ponzr2
Product: plac8 onzin related protein 2
Exons: 5
Coding region: 484-870 (128 amino acids)
Source: RefSeq, a predicted model, not a curated record
UGUUCUGAGCGGUGGGGAUCAUAUGGAUCUCAGAGUGUUAUCUCCUAAUUAAUGUCUAAUAAUAGUAAACCCAAUUACCCGAACGAGCGACACGCGCAUGCGCCUCUCGCUAAUUUAUAUAGAGCUUGUUUUAUUCCGGUCGCUUCCGGUUUCCGGUAGCGCGUGAAAGAGAGCAGAUCAGAGCAGUGCCGUGCAGUGUGUCAGGGGGCAUCAAAUCCACCCUGAGCUUCUUUCUUUUUCAACACGGCGUCCAAUUAUCAUUCAGCCUGGCGGAGGCACAGCAGUGUGCACGUUACUUUCCUGGUGGGGUUUCGGUUCGGCAACACACCCUGCUCCUCAGGUCUGACAGGUUCAGGUGGUUUACAUAUUUUUUCCUGAUAUAAAGCUCUGAGAUUUUUUUUUGUGAAGCUGUAAAUCGGAGUCAGGGAAGUUAUCGGACUGCAAAUCACAGUCGGGUGUUUGUGUUUUUUUUUAGCCACAGAAAUGACAACCAAGAUGGUGAUAAAGCAACCGCAGCCUGUGCUGGAGUCUAAAGAGUCGGACGAGUGGGACUCUGGGAUCUGCGACUGCUGUGACAACAAGGCUGAGUGUUGUUUUGUGUUCUGGUGCUGCCCUUGUUUUGCAUGCAUGAAGACUAAAGAAUACGGCCAGUGUGUGUGUCUCCCCCUGUUGGACAUGUGUGGAUUCGUCUCACCUGCUACAUGGGCCAUGAGGGUGUCUAUGCGUCACCGCUAUGGCAUUAAGGGUACGAUCUGUAAUGACUGCCUGAUCGCCACAUGCUGUACGUCCUGCGCCUGGUGUCAGAUGUCACGUGAGAUGAAAUGUCGUUCGAUCCCAAUCGCCUUGAUCACCGCCAGACCAAAGAACUGAUCCUGAUUCAUUUGUGAGGAAAAACAUAUUUUGUACUGCAUAAGAAUCUAGUGGAGGAAGUGUUGUAUAAAAGUAGGUAUGCAUGCAAAGUUUAUAUACAGCACAAUGUUUAAUCUCAUCUCAUCACAUCACUGUGAAAAUAGCAGAGUUCUGUGGAUGUAUACCUUUAUGUAUUGCAUAUCUAUUUUUUAAAUGUAUCAUUAAUAUUGUAGUGAAAAUAAAAUCUGAUGUCUUGAUGAUGGUCUAUUAAUGCCAGAGAGGUCACUGUUUCUACACUUUUCACGUCCCCGGAAAUAAUUCCCGGUCUGAUGUUUUAGAACCAUCAAAUUAAUGCCUUGUAUUCUUUAAAUAUAUUGAAAUGUUGAUGUAUUGAAAAUUGAAUGUUCUCUGAAAUGAAGGCAAAGAACAAAUAAACUGUUACCUCAAUGUUGAAAGUACA